AUGGGCGUUCCAGAACCCGAGAAACGGAUCGCACUGCACUUCCCACCCACAGCGCCAACAGGCAGAAUCUACGACGCCGUAACAGCACUCCGACUUCCCUUCUUCGUGCGCUCCACAGAGGAGCUGGUUUGCACGCUUACUUUGCAUUCGUACCCAUCGAGUCUACCAGAGAGACCAGGUAGAUUGGUCCUGCUCCCAGGCGGCUUGCCGGACCAGGUUGGGAGGUUGACAGCGGCGAUCUUGCCAUUGGAGAGGGUCAGAAAGGUUGUGAUCGUGUGCACGUAUCGCGGGUGGCCUGUACCAUGGCAUUCUGACCUUGACCUCGAGGAUUAUCAUUACCUGCUGCAAUGGGAAGCGGAGAGCUGGGGUAGACUGCUGAAUGCCAUCCUCGAACGAGGUUGCGAGUCGCUGGAGGUCCAGGCGUCGAAUAACGAGGCGUCCUACUUCACCUCGUUCUAUUCAUCGCCAUUCAGUUGGUUGUACUCGACUACGGCAACUCGCGUUCGGAGUGCGCUGGGCCAUCUCAAGCUGCUGAAACAGGACGAUCCGGACUCGAUGGCCAGCGUGCUCGGCAAGUAUGGGCGAUACAGGUACAAGCCAAGACUCAGCAAUUGCGAGACUUCCCCUCUUUUUCAGUUCGAGCCAGUCAACCGGAAGCCAGUUGCCCUCUCCCUCAUAUCUGAGGGAGCGCGGAAGAACACAAAGCUGCGGCAUCUUACCAUGGGUUCGACCACCUCUCAUAUCGUCAACCAUCCCAGUUUGCUCCACCCUCCACUCGUUCAGUGGACCUACUCCGCCUUAUUGGCGUCGUCAAUCCAAAGCCUCUCGAUAGCCAAUCUCAACAUAUGGUAUCUCCUGUUCGAUGCAUCACUCUAUCUCCUCGCCCAAUCGACAGCGCAGAACCUCCAGAAGCUGGAACUAGGCGUGGUGUCUGCAAGAGGGAACCUAGAGAACCUAACCAGGUGGUUAAACUCGUUUCAGAAUUUGACCACCUUGACUAUCCACCAAUUAAUGGUCCCACGAUUGCAAGACGUGGAUGAAACGAAACAUGCCUGUCCGACACUCCCCCGCCUCCUCGAACUCAGUGUUCCUGACUUGUGGUUCAAACACACUUUCUACACCCAUGGCCACUCCCACCACUUCCCCAAGCUCGAGCGGCUGACAGUUGUGCUUCGCCCACAUUACGAGGGAAGCAUGUCGUCGACGGAAGACACGCUUUGGGGUGAACUGGAUGGUCUCCUUGUUCCCAAGAGCACCUUGCCAUUCCCCAUCACGUUGAAGGUAUACACGCCGGUGCUUUCGUUACAGUGGUUGAGGCGAUGUCAGCAGGCGAUGGGGGACUGGGGUGGACGUAUUGCGAGCCUCGUGAUAGUUGUAGACAAGGGAUUAAUGAGUGAGUACGGCGGCUGGAUUAAAUCCACCUAUGUGGCCGAAGCGUUUCAGAAUUGGGUGAAAGGCUUGGUGAAUCUUCGUUCCGUGCAUAUCGUGACGGAGCAAGAGGAACUAGGGUUCAUGACGGAAGCACUGGUGGGCUGGGUGAAGCAGACUGUGGGCGAGAGGUUGGAUCAAUUCAUAGUCGACGGUGUAGCGAAGAAGUAG
This is a messenger RNA of Coprinopsis cinerea okayama7#130, 1599 nucleotides long. RefSeq lists its product as hypothetical. The record is from RefSeq and is a predicted model, not a curated record. The transcript has a single exon. The coding region runs from base 1 to 1599 and encodes 532 amino acids. NCBI's taxonomy places the organism in Eukaryota, Fungi, Basidiomycota, Agaricomycetes, Agaricales, Psathyrellaceae.